CGCAUCCUUGGAAGCAACAAUUAAGCAGCUCUGGGAUAAAACACACAGCCCGCGGGAGCACGGGGGCAUUGCUUCAAGAGAUGGCAAGGCAGGCAGCUGCACCCCUCCUCCCCGGAGUCCUCCUCCUCCUCUCCAUCCUCCCGGCUACUCAGCAAGGAGGGGUUCCUGGUGCUAUCCCGGGAGGGGGAGUCCCAGGAGGAGGCUUUUUCCCAGGUGCUGGAGUUGGAGGUUUGGGAGCAGGACUCGGGGCUGCAGGAAAACCUCCCAAACCAGGGGUCGGAGGACUUGGGGGGGUCGGAGGACUUGGGGGACUUGGUCCCCUUGGCCUGCAGCCAGGUGCUGCGGGUCUGUUCCCCGGAGCUGCCUUCCCUGGGGGGGUGUUCCCGGGAGCCGCCUCGGCUGCGGCGCUCAAGGCUGCUGCAAAAGCUGGUGCUGGCAUUGGAGGCGUGGGUGGAAUUGGUGGUCCUGGUGGCCUCGGGGUCUCCACAGGUGCCGUGGUACCGGGCGCGGUGCAGCCCGGCCUUGGCGCGGCAGGGAAACCCCCUAAAAUACCAGGUGCUGGGAUUCCUGGAGCUUUUCCAGGCGGCGUGCUCCCUGGCGCAGGUGUUCGCUUCCCUGGCGUGGGAGUACUGCCUGGAGUCCCCACUGGAGCUGGAGUCAAACCUAAAGCCCCAGGAGCUGGAGCCUUUGGAGGAAUCCCUGGACUGGGAGGUUUUGGAGGUCAGCAGCCCGGUGUCCCUCUGGGUUAUCCCAUCAAAGCUCCUAAGCUCCCAGGUGGCUAUGGACUGCCCUACACCAAUGGCCUCAGGCCCGGCGGGAUAGGAGCCGGCCUCCUGGCAGGAAAGGCAGGAUACCCCACCGGGACAGGGGUAGGAGCACAGGCAGCAGCAGCGAAGGCAGCAGCGAAACUUGGAGCCGGUGUCUUGCCCGGUGUUGGCGGCAUCCCGGGAGUUGCACCUGGUGUCGGCAUCGGCGGUGUCCCAGGAGUUGGAGUCGGAGGACCGGCAGCGGCGGCAGCAGCGGCAAAGGCAGCGGCAAAGGCGGGAGCUUUUGGAGCUGGCGUUCCUGGAAUCGCUGGCGUUCCUGGUGUUCCUGGAGUUCCCGGUGUCCCUGGUGUGCCUGGGGUUCCUGGUGCUGUGCCCGGUGUUGGAGUGGGUGGCCCGGCAGCAGCGGCCGCAGCCAAGGCUGCAGCGAAAGCAGCGGCGAUUGGAGCAGGACGUGUUCCCGGAGUGGGUGUUCCCGGAGUGGGUGUGCCAGGUGGUGGUGUGCCCGGUCUGGUGCCUGGGGUCGGCGUUCCAGGAGGUCCGGCAGCCGCUGCCAAAUCAGCCGCCAAAGCAGCCAAGUACGGAGCAGGUGGCCUGGUUCCUGGUGUGGGUGGCCUGGCUCCUGGAGUGGGUGGCCUGGUUCCUGGAGUAGGUGGCCUGGUUCCUGGUGUUGGAGGUGUCCCAGGUGUUGGAGGUCCAGCAGCAGCGGCCAAAGCAGCAGCCAAGGCAGCCAAAUUCGGUGCUGGGGUUGGAGGGGUGCCAGGGGUGGUGCCUGGCGUAGGUGGAGUGCCCGGAGUGGCACCCGGCGUUGGUGGUGUGCCAGGCUUGGUGCCAGGGGUGGGAGUACCUGGAACUGGCAUCCUUCCCGGGGCAGGCAUCCCCCAAGUAGGGGUGCAACCUGGUGCUAAACCUCCCAAAUUCGGUGUUCCUGGGGUUGGAGUCCCAGGAGUUGGUGGCCUCCCAGGUGGCCUUGGAGUCGGUGGGCUUGGAGUUGGUGGCCUCGGAGCUGCUGGGAAACCUCCCAAGCUAGGCGCUGGAGUUCCCGGCUUCGGCGUAUCACCGGUGUUUCCAGGUGGGGUCGGCGGCCUGGGAUUCGGUGGGAAGCCCCCCAAGCCCUACGGAGGAGCUCUGGGUGCCCUGGGCUUUAGAGGCGCGGGCUGCGCGGCAGGGAAGUACUGCGGCAGGAAGCGGAAGUAACGCUCCGUCAGCGAUCACCUCAUGAACUUUGGUGCUACUGCAUGGUCCAGAAUGUAAAUUCGAAGCAAAGCUGAGACACCCUCUCCUCAAGCCCCGGACCCCCCCGUCCAUCCCGGGGCCGCGCCCGGCCCCGCGUUCCCCGGAGGGACCCCGCGUUCCCCGGCAGCGUCCGGCCCCCCCGCCCCUCGGUCCCGGCAGGGAGCGCGGAAUAAACUGCGGGGAGCAGCCGUCCCCCUUGGUGCUAUCGCUCUCUGCGGGAUUUGGGGGGGCUGGGCUGUCGCGCCCCUCCCCAGCCCCAGAGCUGACCCCCGGGGGGGACACAGGAUGAGGGGCACCCCACAUUGGAGGGAGGGAGGGAGGGAAGGGGAUGCCGGCGGCGGGGCUGUGCGGGGAGGGAUGGCCCCGUCAGCCUGGCCCCCGCCCCAGUCCCCGCGCUCCCCCCGGUUUGGGGGGGGCCGCGGGCAGGAGGGGAUCAGUCCCUUCACGUUGCUCACUUUGCUAUAACUGGGUGGGACGCCCUAUACAGAGGGGCUCGCUUCUGACAGACUAAUAAA
Molecule: messenger RNA, 2515 nt
Organism: Onychostruthus taczanowskii (white-rumped snowfinch)
Lineage: Eukaryota; Metazoa; Chordata; Aves; Passeriformes; Passeridae
Gene: ELN
Product: elastin
Exons: 32
Coding region: 81-1961 (626 amino acids)
Molecular function (GO): extracellular matrix structural constituent
Source: RefSeq, a predicted model, not a curated record